GUGUUGAAAGGAACUGUUUUUGGAUUUGUAGACUUUACAAAUGAUAAAAUGUUUUUAUUUUUUUAUGACCCCCAAAAUUUGAUUUCUCUGGGUCACGUUCGUCAGCGUCGGAACUAAGUAUAUUUAGUUUCGUUUCCACCCGGAAUGUUUUAUCAGUCAGACAUUUUCGCUCAUGUUGAUGUUGACAUGAGUGCGUGUGGGGGUUUGGUUAGUUUAAUAUUAUAGUAAUGGACGUGAAAGUAAACACAGCCUCCUCAGACACGGAGGCUGAGUGUAAAAGUAAAGACGCCGCAACGGUGCCGUUAUCAGAGACCAGACUGGUUUGUAUUGAAUAUCCGGGUUUGGUUAAUAAUGUGGACAAAAUGCUGGCGACCAUUGGAGGGGAACAGGGGCUGUCCAAGACGUAUGGAGACUCGUCCAAACGGCUGGAGCUGCGGUAUCGUCCCCAGGACCCUUUCUGUCACCCUGUAUGUGGGAAUCGCUAUUCUUCCACCAACCUGCUCAUCCGAGUGCGGCGCAGAACAAACAGACGCAGCGGGGAAUCUCACGUCAUCAUGGAGAUCCUGGGCCUUAUAGACACCACGUAUAAAUUUCAGGGAAUGGCAGAUUUUCAGUACCUGGCUAUGCACAGAGAGGCUGACGGAUCCCAGAUCUCUUUGUAUGACAAGGUCAUUUUGUGCAAACCUGAAAAGAAGGCGUUCUUUGACCAGUCUGUGCCGCUCUUCCUUCCACCUCCCAUCUUCUCUCGUCUGGACAACCCGGUGGAUUACUACUACCGGCCAGAUAUUGUCCACAAGGAAGGAAACGCUCCGCAUUUGCUCACCAAAGAGAACCUGAUUGGUCCUAACCGAGCCCGGAGAGCCCAUAAUGCCAUAUUUGUGAUUUUUGAAGAUAAGACUGUCCCAACUGAGCCACUAGAGGCUGCUAAGGUGAACUGGCAGAAAAACGCUAUGCACCACAGUGACCUCAAGGCAGAGGAGGAAAUGAGGAAGCUAUUUGAAAGACGGCCCAUAUGGUCCCGCAAUGCCGUUAAAGCCAACAUCAACAUUCACCCGGAGAAGCUGAAGAUCCUGCUCCCCAUUCUGGCUUAUUACAUGUUGACCGGGCCAUGGAGAAGCUUGUGGGUGAGGUUUGGUUAUGAUCCCCGUAAGCACACGGAGGCCAAAAUCUACCAGGUUCUGGACUUCAGAAUCCGCUGUGGAGUGAGACAUGGAAAUAGCUUCAAUGAUAUACCAGUAAAGGCUAAAAGAAGUGCCUACCAGUACACUCUUCCAACCUCAGUCAACAAGGCAGCGCCUCAGGCAGCUAGUGUGAAGGACAUUGCCCAGGAGAGUUCAUCAAGCACCCUAUCCUCUUCAACAAAAUACAUUCUUAAGGAUUCGGUUUAUAUAUUCCGUGAGGGAAUGUUACCACCCUACCGACAGAUGUUUUACCAGCUGUGCGACCUGGAUGUAGAGAACUUUACAGUACACUUGCCUGCAUGUCUAGUGAAUGCCUCUUCACGAUUGAUCCCUGUCAGAAUUAAAAGCAUCAUCCAUAAAAAUGACGGGAAGGAGGAAGUGUGCGACGAGCGUGACGGCUGGUGUUUGCCACGGACUUCAGACGAGCUCAGAAACAUCAUCUCUUCCAUGAUCGCGCAGGUGGCGCGAGCCAAAAGACCUUCUCUGUCUUCCCCGAAGCUGAGGCCUGUCCGGGCCGGACGUAAAAUCGAAGAGAGUGACGAGGAUGAAGACGACAACGACGAAGACGAUGAUGACGACGAUGAAGAUUUCAAGCCUGAUGGGAGUGAAAAUGAAAUGGAGACAGAAAUGCUUGAUUACAUGUAAACUAGAAUUGUGGACUUUAAGCUGAUUAAGUUGACUUAAGUUAAUGUUGAAAGUGAAUAAAUGUCUUUUGUAAAAAUAAUUAUUUGUUCAAUACAGAGAGUUAGACUGACAUGCUGAAUGUUAUGUGGCUAAUAAUUAUAAUAAUAAUAAUAAUAAUAAUAAUAAUAAUAAAAAU
Molecule: messenger RNA, 2001 nt
Organism: Ictalurus punctatus (channel catfish)
Lineage: Eukaryota; Metazoa; Chordata; Actinopteri; Siluriformes; Ictaluridae
Gene: gtf3c5
Product: general transcription factor IIIC, polypeptide 5
Exons: 11
Coding region: 228-1826 (532 amino acids)
Biological process (GO): transcription initiation at RNA polymerase III promoter
Cellular component (GO): transcription factor TFIIIC complex
Source: RefSeq, a predicted model, not a curated record